AUGUCGCGACAACGAGGCAAUUUCAACAACGUGGGAGCGCUUGUCAUUAAGCUUGUCGCCCUGGGUGCUCUUGCAGCCGCCGGCCCAUGCGACAUCUACGAUUCUGGUGGCACCCCCUGCGUCGCAGCGCAUAGUACCACCCGCGCCUUGUACGGUUCCUACACGGGGCCUCUCUACCAGGUGAAGCGCGGCUCGGACGGUGCCACGAUUGAUAUUGCGCCGUUGUCUGCCGGAGGUGUUGCCAAUGCCGCAUCCCAAGACACGUUUUGCGCCGGCACGACUUGCCUCAUCAGCAUCAUCUAUGACCAGUCCGGUCGGAAGAAUCACCUCACGCAAGCUCCCCCAGGCGGCUUCAAGGGCCCCGAAGCGAAUGGCUACGACAACCUGGCGAGCGCCGUUGGCGCCCCGGUCACGUUAAAUGGCAAAAAGGCCUAUGGCGUUUUCGUCUCUCCCGGCACCGGCUACCGCAACAAUGCUCCCAACGGAAUUGCCACGGGAGAUGCGGCGGAAGGGAUGUAUGCUGUGUUCGACGGCACGCAUUUCAACAGCGGUUGCUGCUUUGACUACGGCAACGCUGAGACCAAUAACCUCGACACGGGCAAUGGCCACAUGGAAGCGUUGUACUUCGGCACCAACAGCGCCUGGGGCAGCGGCGCCGGUAGUGGGCCGUGGAUCAUGGCCGAUCUUGAGAACGGGCUCUUUUCCGGAGCAAACCCCAAGAACAACGGUGGCGACCCGUCUAUCACCCACCGAUUCUUGACCUCGGUGCUCAAAGGCGGGCCCAACAAAUGGGCCAUCCGCGGCGGUAAUGCUGCCUCCGGCUCCCUGUCAACCUUUUACGAUGGAGCCCGUCCGAACGCCUCGGGAUACAACCCCAUGAAGAAAGAAGGUGCCAUCAUUCUAGGCAUCGGGGGCGACAACAGUGUGAGUGCGCAAGGCACCUUCUACGAGGGUGUCAUGACUUCUGGGUAUCCUUCCGACAGCACCGAAAACGCUGUUCAAGCGGAUAUCGUCGCGGCCGGAUACGCCACAGCGCCCCUGACCAGCGGCCCAACGCUGUCCGUCGGCUCGUCUGUUUCCCUGCGCGCGAUAACGGCCUGCUGCACAGCUCGUUACCUCGCCCACUCCGGCUCGACCGUGAACACCCAAAUCGUUUCGGGCUCCUCCAGCUCUAACCUGAAGCGCCAAGCCACCUGGACAGUACGCUCGGGACUCGGGAACUCGAACUGUGUCUCGUUCGAAUCGCUCGACUCGCCGGGGAGUUAUAUCCGGCAUUACGAUUUUGUGUUGCAGCUCAACGCCAACGACGGGUCGAAGGCGUUUGCUGAGGACGCCACGUUUUGUCCGCAGACGGGCUUGGGCCAGAGUAGUCUGGGGACGACUAGCUCGGUGCGGGCGUGGGGGUAUCCGACGCGGUUUUUUCGGCAUUAUGCUAAUGUCACGUAUGUAGCUAGCAAUGGGGGUGUGCAUGAGUUUGACGCGGCGAGCCUGUUUAAUGACGAUGCGAGUUGGGUGGUUGGGGCAGGGUUUGCAUAG
Messenger RNA from Dichotomopilus funicola, 1536 nucleotides. Its product is annotated as alpha-L-arabinofuranosidase B, catalytic-domain-containing protein. The transcript has a single exon. The record is from RefSeq and is a predicted model, not a curated record. Gene Ontology annotation, molecular function: alpha-L-arabinofuranosidase activity. NCBI's taxonomy places the organism in Eukaryota, Fungi, Ascomycota, Sordariomycetes, Sordariales, Chaetomiaceae. The coding region runs from base 1 to 1536 and encodes 511 amino acids. Gene Ontology annotation, biological process: arabinan metabolic process; pectin catabolic process; L-arabinose metabolic process.